AAACAGACCAACCCAUCUCCAUCUCUUGAAGCACCUCUUUCGCUCUCUUCAGCAUCUUCAUCUUCAUCUAAUCCCUCCAGUGCAUCGCCACACUAUCCAGCCACAAUGUCCGACGACGAAGAUUUCAUGCAAGAGUCCGACGAGGAACAAUAUGACUUUGAGUACGAAGAGGACGAUGAGGAGGAGGCGGGCGAUGUCGACAUCGAGAACAAGUACUACAACGCGAAGCAGCUGAAGCUCAGCGACCCUCAGGAUGCCAUCACCGAGUUCCUGGGAAUUCCGCCUCUCGAGCCGGAGAAGGGAGAGUGGGGGUUCAAAGGCUUGAAGCAGGCCAUCAAGCUGGAGUUUAAGCUGGGGAAAUACGAUGAUGCGGCCGACCACUUUGCUGAGUUGCUCACAUACGUCAAGUCGGCCGUGACGAGAAAUUACUCGGAAAAGUCCAUCAACAACAUGCUCGACUACAUUGAAAAGGGAGCCGAUGUGUCAGCAGCUGUCCAGAGCAUGGAAAAGUUCUACUCUCUGACCCUUCAGAGCUUCCAGAGCACGAACAAUGAGCGGCUAUGGCUGAAGACGAAUAUCAAGCUAGCCAAGCUCCUGCUGGACCGCAAGGAGUACUCGGCCGUCUCCAAGAAGCUGAGGGAGCUGCAUCGAGCCUGUCAGCGCAGCGAUGGCACUGACGACCCCGGCAAAGGAACAUACUCGCUUGAGAUUUACGCGUUGGAGAUUCAGAUGCUGGCAGAGACUCGAAACAACAAACAACUCAAGGCGCUAUACAACCGAGCGCUCAAGGUCAAGUCCGCCGUGCCGCAUCCCCGUAUCAUGGGUAUCAUCCGUGAAUGCGGUGGCAAGAUGCACAUGAGCGAAGAGAAUUGGAAGGAGGCCCAGAGUGACUUUUUUGAGUCGUUCCGCAAUUACGACGAGGCUGGAUCACUGCAGCGCAUCCAAGUUCUCAAGUAUCUUCUCCUCACCACGAUGCUGAUGAAGUCCAACAUCAAUCCUUUUGACUCGCAGGAGACGAAGCCCUAUAAGACGGAUCCUCGCAUCUCUGCCAUGACCGAGCUCGUUGACGCAUACCAGCGAGACGAUGUCCACGCAUACGAAAAGGCGCUGCGAAACAAUCAAGACAUUCUUGCAGAUCCCUUCAUCGCCGAGAACAUUGAUGAAGUCACCCGCAACAUGAGAACAAAAGGCGUGCUCAAGCUUAUUGCUCCCUAUACUCGCAUGAAGCUCUCGUGGAUCGCCACUCAGCUGAGAAUAUCAGAACCCGAGGUGCAGGACAUUCUCAGCUUCCUCAUUAUUGAUGGCAAGAUCAAAGGAUCAGUCAACCAGCAGGCAGGCACUCUGGAAAUAGCGUCCGAUGCCGACAUUGCCAGGAUCCAAGCACUGGACGUCCUGACAACAUCGAUUCACGACUUAUUCGGGGCCGUCUUUAGAGAAGGCGAGGGCUAUAGAAACGAACAUUCGUCUUUUGAAGAUGCAGGGGCCGGGCUCGAUGUCCAAGGGCUGACCAAUCUCGUAAAGUCUGGGGCGCGACAGGGGCAACGCCAACUUCACAAGACUGGUAGAGGCAAAUCUGCCUUGUCAACACCUCUGUGAUGGCCCCUCAUCGUUUUGCACCAUGCUUUAGGUACCUACCUAGGUAGCAAAGGUAAUAGCUCCCAACUUCUAAAAGAAUCAGGUACGAAAUCACCAAAAAAACAAUCCAUGACCCCGUGGGGACAAGGUUUCUAGGCCCGGGCAUUUUAUCACGGAGUGAUCACAUCUUACAUACAUACGGGCUCCACGACGAGAUGGCCAAUACAGGCAUUAUAUGGACGGCGAAGAGCUGCAUGCCUGCUCUUGGCGGGGAUGCCACGUUGCGAUGAAGAGACAGCAGCGGCAGACUGGGAUGACGGGAUGGAGUGAGACUCGGGGUGCCGCUUAUCAUGCUGAGAUGAAAGUCGGUCCUCUUACAUACAUGACUACGUGUACUUGUAGCACUCUGUAGACGAAAUGAUAUGAUAUGCAUACAAAGC
Trichoderma virens Gv29-8 is the source of this 2015-nucleotide messenger RNA. RefSeq lists its product as uncharacterized. Gene Ontology annotation, cellular component: COP9 signalosome. The record is from RefSeq and is a predicted model, not a curated record. The transcript is spliced from 3 exons. Bases 106 to 1596 code for a protein of 496 amino acids. Gene Ontology annotation, biological process: protein deneddylation. Lineage: Eukaryota; Fungi; Ascomycota; Sordariomycetes; Hypocreales; Hypocreaceae.